Porites lobata is the source of this 287-nucleotide messenger RNA. Lineage: Eukaryota; Metazoa; Cnidaria; Anthozoa; Scleractinia; Poritidae. The record is from the annotation of a GenBank genome assembly.
AUGAAAGAGUACGCGGACAAGAGACGGAACGCCCGUGAAAACCUUAUAGUGGUUGGAGACCAAGUUCUUUUGAAGCAGAGCAAAGCAGAUGUUCUGACUCCAGCAUUUGACCCCCGACUCUUCUCAGUAAUAGGCGUGAAAGGAAGUAUGAUCACCGUGAAAAGGGGUACGGAGAUUAAAUCGCGGAAUUCAUCCCAUUGUAAGUUGCUGAAGCACGCGAGGGAGGAUGAGUACGUCGCUGUGGAUUUGGACCAAGGUCUGGAUGCAUCCCGCGCGGAAGAAACUGA